Contarinia nasturtii (swede midge) is the source of this 7023-nucleotide messenger RNA. RefSeq names its product breast carcinoma-amplified sequence 3 homolog (gene rudhira). Gene Ontology annotation, molecular function: protein binding. Gene Ontology annotation, cellular component: cytoplasm. Gene Ontology annotation, biological process: response to starvation; autophagy. Bases 874 to 5100 code for a protein of 1408 amino acids. The transcript has 8 exons. NCBI's taxonomy places the organism in Eukaryota, Metazoa, Arthropoda, Insecta, Diptera, Cecidomyiidae. The record is from RefSeq and is a predicted model, not a curated record.
CAAUAACAUAAAUUUGGAUUUAAUUUUUUUUAUUGCAAAAAUCAUUGUAUUAAAGUGAAUCAUUCCUAAUAUGGUCAAUGACAACAACAAAUACAAGUGAAUAUGCAGUGAGAGAAUAUAGAAGAAAAACAACGUUAUGCGCAUAACACCAACGUCUGAGCAAGUGACGAGCAGCAAAUCAAACAACAAUAGGCGAGCGAGCGAGACGAAUAUACGUUCACCAUAACGUACAAGCUAAAUGUGAACCGAAUAAAACGGAUCGAAUCAGUUGUUUCGUUGACAGAGUGAGUGACAAUACGUGUAGAGUUGAGAGAAGAGGAAAUAAACGUACAGCUAGAGGGUUUUUUCUUUGUUAGUUCAUUUUUUUUUAUUUUCGUAUCCAAACAUCAUCGAUCUGCAUUCGCUUCAUCUGGGUUUUAUUUCGAAUUUUGAUGCUUUUUACCAUCAAAAACGAUUGUUGCUAUUGAUUUUCGGAUUAAAAUUGAUGAUUUUGGUCCAAAUUCGAUGAAAAUCAGCAACCAAAAAACACGGCCAACUAAAAAGUGAACGAUGACGCAGUUAUCUUUCUAAAUCUUCUAUACUUCAAAAUUGAGGCGCACGUCAGCGCAGAUAAACGCAAACCAACACAACAGAAAAUUAACAACAACAUUUUUUAUUUAAUUUUUGGGAAUUUUGCAAUAUUUUGGUGUCCAAAAAAGACCAAAACAACAACAACUGCUGAAUUGGAUAGAAAAAUUUGUUGUGUUGUGUCCAGCAAACGAUAAAAAAAAAUCCUGAAAAGUAUUCUGCAUGCGGAAUACGGCUCCUUGUCACCGUUGAUGGGCAAUUCGUCAUGAAUGGUUUCUUUUCAUUCAAAGGAAUUAUUGAUUUAAGAUGUCGGCCGAAUCUCCAAAACGUUCUCCUCGAUUACCAACAAUUGUACCACCGGAACCAGUAAGCGAUCGCUCAAUAAUCGAUAGUGUAACCGGGUUUAUCAAUGAAGUAACACUGACCAGUGUACCACAAAUCGAUCAAAAGGAGCAAAUACAAUGGAUACGGUUUGAGACAACAGCUGACGUAAGCAAUCCAAGCUUUGGCGAGGACUAUGAUUUGGAAAGUGGAAUACCACCGCCAUUGAUUUUAAUCUUGGGAUACAAAACGGGCAUUCAAAUUUGGUCGAUACCAGCAAAUGGAGAGGCAACCGAAGUUUUAUCAUGGCGACAUGGCGUUGUUCGUUGUUUGAAAGUGCUACCAACACCAAUAUCGAGCUAUGCUUCUGACAAUGCAAACGAACCCAUUGACGAUCUAUACGCGCAUAAAAGACCGUUGAUGGCCAUUUGUGAAAGUUCACAAGUUUCCUCGACUGGACCGCAAUUCUGCACAAUGAACAUCAUUUCGUUGCGUGAUGGUGACUCAAUUAAAAGCAUUAAGUUCAAAACGACAAUUCUAGAAAUAGCUGCUAAUCAUCAAUCAAUUGUGGUAACAUUUGCGGAAAGAAUAGCCGUUUUUGACGCCCGCACCUUAGAAGAUCGACUGACAAUCACAACAUGUUAUCCUAGUCCUGGCUUAUCACCAAAUCCAAUUGCGCUCGGUCCGAGAUGGCUUGCGUAUGCCGAACGAAAGCUAAUUCCAUCAAAACGCAGUGCAGGCGGUUGUGAUUGUGAUGGAGUGUCUAGUUACACGGCAACCGUGUUGCAUGCAGCAAAAACACUCGGCAAAGGAUUGCGUGAACUGGGCGAACAAGUGGCUGCCGGUUUAACGGGAACUGGUCAAAUUGGACCAAAUAACGUUAGUUCCACAACUUCAACAGUACCGGGCAAUGAACAACAAUUGCAUCCAGGAAUUGUAACCAUUCUGGAUAUUAAGGAUUCAAUGAAAGAUACUAGUCCAACGGGCACACCAGUGACGGUAUCCGGCAACGAUCCGAUAAUUGCUCACUUUGUUGCUCACACUGAUGUUGUGGCGGGCAUGACUUUUGAUGCGUCUGGUUUAUUGCUGUUGACGGCAGAUAAACGUGGUCAUGAUUUUCAUGUUUUUCGCAUUAAUCCACAUCCAUGUGGAUCAGCGUCGGCAUCUGUGCAUCAUUUGUAUAUACUUCAUAGGGGCGACACAACUGCCAAAGUGCAGGAUAUGAUAUUUUCAUUAGAUUCACGUUGGGCUGCUGUUACAACAGCGCGCGGUACAACGCACACAUUUCCUGUUACACCGUACGGCGGUCCGGCCACAUUUCGUACUCAUGGCUCGUCUGAAGUUGUAAAUCGUUUGUCACGCUUUCAUCGUUCGGCCGGUCUAUCGGCUGAUGGUCGUUCAAGCAGUCCAGUUUGUCCAGUUUUCCAUACCGACGGUGGCACUGUUAGCGCUGAUCCAUACCAUAAUUCAAGAUUACCACCGUUCCCACGACCAUAUGUCGUGAUGCCAUUAAAGCAACUGCGUCAACCAUUAACACUAUUGCCUGCCACAUCAACAACAACACCAACGACAACCAGUACAACGUCACGUCAACGACAAUCAUCCAUAUCGGAUGAUUCGGGCAAUGUGUUCCGAGUUUGUGCUACAUUUGCUCGACCAAGAGAUUGGUUACUCCAGCCAUUGACCACGGCACGAGACAUGCCUGCGUUGAAAAAUCCACGCAAUGCAGUUGAUUCGUUGUUUGUGAUGGCUGGACACGGUUCGAUGAUUCAAUAUGAUUUGGAACCGAAAUACAGUUCAAGUAUACCUGCAUCAAAACAAAAUGAUGAUUCGCCAAUCGAAUUGUAUGUCGAAGCGAAGGCUCAAUGGAAUCUCUUGCGCAAGGACGCAUCAAUUGAAAUUCAGCCACCACUUCCAUUGGAAAAUUGGCUUCUCAAAAAUCGAAUGGAAAUGAAAGACACCACAAACGAUUCGGAGGCGUCAGACAAUGAUGAGCGUUGGUUAUCACAGGUGGAAAUUGUGACAUCCAGCGGACCACACAGGCGCCUUUGGAUGGGCCCACAAUUUAUAUUCAAAACAUAUAACACUCCCAGCGGAUCAACAUUACAACAUAUUGACAGUGAAGCAGUGGAAAUCGGUGUUAACUGUCCCGCAAAUCGGCCCGCGCGAUCAAAUCCAAUGCAAACGCCAUCAAUUGCGCUUGGACGUGGUGUUGUUCCAGUGCUAAUCGAAUCGGGAUCAGCCAGUAGCAUUGAACAGAGUCCCCGUUUUAUGAAUCAAUACAUGAGUACUGAGGAUUUGUCAAUAAAACCAGCGGAAACGCAACUUCGUGAAGAUUUGGCCGAUGCCAUGCGUGAAUCACCACGAGACUCAGGCUUACCAACGAACCAUGCAUCGUCGUCGUCAUGUGCAACAACAACUACGCGUAGUUCAGUUUCAAUUGCAAAAGUGGUUAAUCCUUUAGGUACGGUAACAACAAUAACUGAAUCAUCGCGCGAAAGUAUGUUGGCCGAUGAAUUUGCCGAAUUCAAAGAGGAGUAUUCGUCGGGCGCAUAUCUCUUUGAGAAUUGUGAUGAGUCGAUGUUUAGGCCGUAUGUCGCUGUGAUUAGCGGCUCAAUUGAUAGUGAAAGUCACACACCGCAAGAGAAGCCCGAGCCCAUUGGACAAAAGCUUAUUGUGCCCGUUAUCGAUAGUUCGCAGUUGGAACAACGAAAUCGUGAAAAAUCACGAAUGUUGGAAAUGAAACGUCAACAAGAAGAGAAUGUUGCAAAAUUCGAACAAAUGUCGCUUUUGAAUCGAAAAGACAAAAAUUUUGACGUCAAGGAAGAAAAAACAAAGAAAUCAACUGCGAAGAACAUCAGUGCAAAGGAGGAGGAAAAAGUGCAAGUAAAAGAAUCAAAGGACGAAAAGGCGCCGGAAAAAAAUGCGGUUAAAAAAAACGACAACGGCACGAACAUUGAGAAGAAAAUUGCCAAUGACAGCAACAUCGCCGAAACGGUGACAGUAAAAUUGAAGAAAAAAGGAAAUAAGGCACAAAUAAAAUCCGCUGAACCGAAUCCAAUUGAAUUAGACGAGCCGGUGAAAAGGGCUUCUGAACGCAGUGCAAAAUUUGAUGCGGAACCAUCUAUGUCACAAUAUGAAAAAUUUGAGCUCAACAAUACUGUUAAAAAUGUUGAAUGUGAAAAGCUCGAAGAGUUUCCUCCACCAAAACCCAUUAAAUCAAAGAAAAAAUUAUUGGCCGAAAGUAGUUCGUCCAAAGAAUCGUCAAUCGAAAAGGACUUUGUACCGACACCAGCUGCCGAAGGAACCAAAUCGAAAAAGAAAAAGAAGAAAAAUGAUGCGGCAGCAACGUCAUCAUCCGAAGAUUCAAAGGGAAAUUUUGCAAAUGAUCAAGUAUCAAAAUCAUUGGAUCUUCUUGACGAUUCGGUUGAUACGUCAUUUUUGGAAAAUAUUGACAAAAUCGAUGGUGCACAAUGUGCCGAAAUUCAAACAAGUUUGCUAAAAAGUUCGAUAGCUGCUACGCUGUCGUUGCGUAAAGGUUCUCUCCAAGAAAAAGUCGAAGACACUGAAGCAAACGUAUCGAAAUCGUCAAAAUCAAGCAAAAAGAAAAAAUGGUCAAAAGAAUCGAUUGAAAUCGAAUUUAUCACACCAAAUUCACCAGAUGAACACGUUGAAUUUGUGUAUCCUGAUGCAAGCGAUUCGGUGCUCGAUUUGGAUAAUUUGAGUUUCAAAAGUACAAUUGACGAUCAAAUUAAUUUGAUUCCAUUAGAAAGUCUACAGAAUGACAUCGAAUGGACAAAAGACCGUACCACUGACUAUGAUAAACUUUCAGACGACGCUGAAACUGGUUCGGGUGCUCAAUAUUCCGACUGCAAGAGUUUUCAGUUGAUCAUUGAUGAGCCGGAAUCGUAUAUGCCAGCAAGCGAUACAAAUUCAUCCGAUGAAACGGAUAACUCAUCGCAAAGCAAAAGCACCAAGAGCAGCGACAAAACGGUUGACGAUGACGAUGAAGAAUUACAGCCAUUGAUUUCUUCGACCACAUCGGAUGUUGCAGUUGAUUUGUCAAAAAGCGAUGCACUGCCAAACGAAGCCAACCCAAGUGAUUCAACAACACAGCCACAAUCAAGCGAGCAAAAUCAACAGCAACAACAAAAGCAGUCCAACAAUAACAACGGAAACAAAGGCAAAAAAUUUCGCAAGAAACGCAGAUAAGAAUUAAUGCUGAUCGCGCUCACUGUAUUUGUUCUAUUUAUUUAUUCAUUGCAUCAUAAAAAUUACUAUUAUUUCUGUUAGAAUCGAAAUUGAUGCAAGCACAAAAGCAACCAUUUUUCCAAGAUAUUUAUGCACAUACACACAUCCUCAGCUACCGUAUUCUAACUCAAGAGAACGGUAAUAAUUUGCUCUCCCUUCUUUUGCUUUCUGCGACCUAUCUAUGUCGCAAACUUCGAACGUAUAUACACGUAUAUACAUGAAGAAAAUGUCUAAUGCAAAUUAAAGUCAAGUUGGACACUUCCAACUACAAAAAAAAUUAACAAAAAAGAAAAAUGAAAAAUAAUGUUGUAAAUCAAAGUAGAUCUUUUGAACGAACAUCAUCAUUAUGCAGGUGUUAUUAUUUUAAAAUUGUAAAAUUCAUAAAUUAUUUAUUUUUAUAUUUGCCCACGACUAAAAUUUUUAGUCGAAUGAAAUAUGUUCUUGUAUAUUUACUUAUGUUCAAAAUUAUCGGUAUUCACAAUUGAAAUGCAGCAGGUUCAUUUUAGUAUUGUUUUCAUUAUAAAUAUAAAUUUGCAUCCCUUAUCAAUCUAUCUCUUUUAUUGCUAUGCAUUACAUGCAUUCUAUGUAAAUGUAGAUAUCAAAAUUGUUAAAUUACAUUUAGAAUGGAGAAUCAAUUGUACGUAAAACAAAAGAAGCGCUCAUAUUUUGCGAUCUCAACACACAAAAUGUAUAAUGACAAAGAAGUAUGUUUUUAUUUCUAAUUUUGUUACAAUUUGAAAAUAUUACACUUACCUGAUCUAUUUACACAAAUUUAAAUGUUUACAUACAAAUAAGAAUUGAAUUGAGAGGAGAAGUAAAUAUGAGAAAGCAAAAUGUGUGAGCGGCGAAAAGACAGCAUUGAAUAUUUGGCCUUUAAAAUUAAAAAAAAACUUAGGUUAUUAUUUUAUAUAUACUUUUUUUUUUCGCUGAGAAUAACUCGGCUUUUGUUCGAAAAUCGUAAAGUAUUAAGAGGAAGUCUGCACCAAAAAAUUAUUUUGCAAAACAAAAGAACAAAAUUGUUUAAAUUAAUAAAGAAAAACUGAUGUGUACGAUAGACAUUGUCUAUUCAACAAGUGACAUGUCAACCAAUUUAAAAUCGGAGGAGAUUUUAUGCCAUGAUUCACUGAGUUACGUUUUCAUUUAGGACAAAAGCUAAUUAGAUAAAAUUAAAUUAUAAUUUUAAUAUUUACGAUUUUUUUUUUCUUUGAUAAUUUCACAAUCGAAGCGUCGUCUGGUUGCUUCCUUCAUUCGGAAUAUUUACUGAAGAUUCAUUUAUCAACUCUUAAUAUGGUACGCCUUAGCUGAUCAAAUUACAAAUUAACACAUUAAAUUUUUUCAAUGUCAUACCAAUUCUGCUUGAUCAAAAUUCAAUCAUACCAUUUUUAUUUUGAUUGAUUAACAAGCUGCAAAAAUAUGUUGAAAAAUUUAAAAUGGAAAAAAAUAUCAAUUUGGUGACUAUAUAACCUUUUGUUAUAAUCUUUCAAAAACAACCAGACGAUGGCACGAUGACAAAAAACGAUGUCACAAAUUUCACUCCAAUCGAAUAGGAGUAACUUUUGUGCAAUUUAAAAAAAAACACACUUUCUGCGAUAAGUUAUAUGUUUUACAAAGAAAAGAUAGGAACGGAAUAAAAACGUAAGAUUAACGCUACGCUGAAUCAAAUUUGCGAUGUAAAUAGAUAAAACUGAUGUGUGUGUGUGCGCCGAUUGAACUAAUGUUUAUGUUUUUAAAGUAAACUAUCGAAUCGAAUGAAACUGAGAUCGAUGAAUGUAUUAUAAAAUCGGAGAAUGGAUUGCGAAGAAUUGUAAUGAAUUCAAAAUAGCGUGUAGAGAACGAAUGCAUAUUAUUAGAUAUUUAUUUCAAAUAAAAAAUACAAAAAAAUGA